Molecule: messenger RNA, 2145 nt
Organism: Myxocyprinus asiaticus (Chinese sucker)
Lineage: Eukaryota; Metazoa; Chordata; Actinopteri; Cypriniformes; Catostomidae
Product: oocyte-specific histone RNA stem-loop-binding protein 2-like
Exons: 8
Coding region: 283-1269 (328 amino acids)
Biological process (GO): mRNA transport; mRNA 3'-end processing by stem-loop binding and cleavage
Cellular component (GO): cytoplasm; histone pre-mRNA 3'end processing complex
Molecular function (GO): mRNA binding; histone pre-mRNA stem-loop binding
Source: RefSeq, a predicted model, not a curated record
GAAUUAGGCCAUAGAGGAUUAUGGAAACCAUCAAAAAAAAAAUUUGGUUAAUAACUUGGAUUUACUCGAUUAUACUUGCACUUUAGACACAUUCCGUUUAUAAUACAGCGCAGUUGUUUCUGUUCACACGAAAGCAUUAAUAUUUUAUUUUACUUAUUUUAUUUUUUGAUGAUUGGCGGCCUUUUACCUUCCUCAAUCGCACAGCCCCGCCCCCGUUACACCUGUCGCUGAUAAAAAGCUUUGUGAAACGCAGCGCAUUGUGUGGCUGUAGCCAAAUUCAGCAUGUCAACUCGGACAGAAACUCUUCUUCAAAGCCCCUUAGAGUCGCGAGGUCUGCCUUUUCACCUGUGGCCAACAGACAUACCACAUGACUUAAAGCCUAAAACACACCCAUGUAGCCCAGAACCUUGGCUUCUUCCAGGCUGCAGUUCAGUGUAUGAUAGUUUUGUCAGAUUCCCACCUACCAGCUGCUCUAAAACCCCACAGUUGACUUCACAUAAUGGAAAAAAAACAUCUGCUGCUCAGAAGCCUUGCAGGUCUUCCAUUCUUGAGAGGUGUAUCCUGAAGAUGUCUACAGCUAGUGUUGCUGUUGGAACGGAGGACAUAGAUGGAAUCAAGAGGUCACCUUCAGGGCGACAGUGGUGCUCCCACAAUGCUGACCAAGCACAAUUUGAGACUAAUGAGGCAGUUUUGAAGCGCAGACAAAAACAGAUUCAGUAUGGAAAGAACACCUGUGGCUACCAAAACUAUGUGCAGCAGGUUCCAAAGCCCCUGCGCAUCUCUGGGAUUCACCCUUCCACUCCCAACAAAUACCGCAAAUAUAGCCGUAGAUCUUGGGAUAUGCAAGUCAGGCUUUGGCGUAGAGCACUUCACGCAUGGGAUCCACCAUCUGCCUCCCAGAAAGACAUUGAGGGACAAGACCCAGUUGAUCAACUGCAGGACCUGCUUGAGAAGAUGAAUGCAGAGUUAUGCGAAUUUGGAGAAAAGGAGGGAACAAAGUGGGAGAUGGCACCAGACUCUUGUGCUUCCAUGAUUUCUCAACCUAAUGACAUAUCAACCGAUAGUCCUUGGCUGUCUUUUAAUGCCUCUCAAGUUGGGGUCUCGUACCACCAGAGUCAAACCUCUCAGCUUGGAUUGGGCUAUACCUUCAGCAGUCACUUAACUGCUCAGGAGAAUGUUCUAGGAUGGUUGCGAUUUCUCCUUGAGACUGACCACAACCUGAACCAGGCACCUUUGCUGCAAGAAGAGCCUUUCUGGAGAUUUACAUAGUGUCUUGUCAAAUGAUGUUAACUGUCUCCACAGAGCAUGUGCAAAACUUUUUUUUUUGUCUGGCAGUGUUUGAUGUUCUAAGAAAGAUUACACUUUGAUCACUGUCUCCUAGUUCAGUAUGCUAUGUAUUUUGGCAUCAAGGCAUUCUCUCCAGAUAAACGUUAACUAUUGCACACUUUCACAUACCAGUUAUCACUACUUUGUUCUUGACUUUCUAAUUUUUGACCUGGUGAAGAAAUUUUUUUUUUUUUUUUUUUUUCUCUCUCUCUCCCAAAAGCAGUAAAGCACACAUUCUGUUCCUUAUUGGUUCCAUGUUAACACUGUUUCUCCUGUUUGUCACGUCACUGUUUUUCUAAAAACAGACUAAGUUUAGACAUUUUAUUUUUAUAUAUAGUGUGUGUGUGUGUGGCUCUCUAAUAUGAAUGGAAUGCAAAACUAAUAAAGAUGUGGACUGGCUGUAGUUGACUUGGCAUAUUUGUGAUGAGUGACAUUUAUUUGAACUCGUUGCCCUACAGUAUGAUGUUGCACCAUAGAGAGAAUUAUGAUGCAGGCUUAACAGCACAUUGCCAUUAUACUUGUAAAUUAUUUAGAAAAUUAACAACCUCAAUUUUUCAUCUUGAAAUAGUGGUUUGGAAAGAUGCUUUGAUCCAUACAAAUGCUUAAAGAUGUACUCCAUAAGUCUUUGUUCAAGACGUCUUUGACUUACACUGACAUCUAAGGCUGUGGAUGCAGCAUCAUUAAAAUGCAAUACUGAUGCCAUUUUAGAACAUUUAUAUUAACCUGCAGCCAUGAGUAAAAGUGUCCAAUAACAGGGUGGUUACUGAUAUUGAGUAGUUUUCAGCUGGUCAUGUGAUCCUUACAUGGCAGCACCCAUGA